AUCUCAAGAAUUUGUGAAGAGUCUCCGCGCACCUCUUUCCCUGCACCGAUGGAGGCCUGAUCGCGUAUAUCGCGAGAUCGCGCAAUUGUGCCGGUUUACCGUCGGAGCUAUUAAUUCGAUUAAAAUCAGAAAAUUAUCUCCCUCGCCGUUGCUGGCCGUUUGCUGGCACGGCCCCGACAUCGGCUCUCCGGCUGGCGGCAGUUGUGACUUCGUUGAUCGCUCCCUCUGGUCGGUGUGGACUCGCGCAAAUUCUUUUAGCCAGCCUGUGUGUGCCCCGCGCGCGUGUUUUUUAUUACUUUUCAAGUGAAGUCGACGGAGUCGUUGAAGAAGAUCGACUUGGCGUGGCAGUACGUAUUGUGGCUCAUUUUGUUGUCUUUCUACGCCCGUCUUGUUUUAAUGCUAUAGUUAUUAAUAGUGGUGCUUUAAUUCCUUUGUGAGCCGGGUUGGAUGCUUUUUUUAUGUUUCUUUACCUACCGGGUAGGACGGUUAGCUGAACUCUUUCGUUUUCUCGUGGAGCCGGCCAGUUUGUGGUGGUAUGGUAUGUAGAGGGCAAUCAAUCGACCGUCGAGCAUCCUUUCAAAGAAACUUUGAGCGAAAAAAAAGUGAAAACCGAACAAAUCUGUGCUCUUUCUGGUUCAAGUCUGCUCAAUCAUCAUCAUGUUAUAGCACCGCUUGCCCCUGCUAUAACUACAGCUUCCCCGUCCAGUUGCAGAUUCUACAAAAACCACUGUGAUUUUCAGUUGCGUCCACCGCAUGCGCGCAUCUCGCAGCCCGCAAAGAACACUGCCUGUCGACCAAUAGAAUAGAUUGAGUCCGAAUUUCGGACAACGCUCAACCACAUAGUAGUCCGCAGACAGCGAAGCAGGCAACGCUGAGCCAAAACCCACUCCGGUGCACACCACGACACAGACACGAGUCACCAGCGCACAAGCGAAAUGGAAUAGCCUACGCCAGUCACAGCGACGGGGACGGCAACGACGAUGACCGGCGACAGUCGAUUGGGUUAGUCGCGGUUCGGCCUCCGUCCGGUUAGCAACGUUUGUGGGUAGUGGCGAUCGUCGUCGAAGAGUUGUUUUGGGGGAACAAAUGGAGCUUCAUUCUGCGGAACAUGUGCUAUGAUUCUGCUUUCCGAGUGAUAAAGGUGCAAAUUGGAGGAUUUUUUUUUCUUGUUUUUAUUCAUUAAUACACAGUCGAUUAAGUUAUUUCCAUUGAUGAGUGAAACUCCUUUGCAAGUGUGGUGAUUUAUGUAAUGUUGAUGAACAUACCAUAAAUUAGCGAGUCUGCUGAUAGUGCGGUGUCAUUAUUUAUGGGAAGAGAAAAUAUUUAUUUGAAAAACAACGAGCGUCAUUUGGUUGAAAGAAAAAAAAAAGUGCGAACAUAAAACAUUGACCAUCCACCAGUACACGACGAAACUCAUCAUAUCAGCUGUUUGUUGUAACAAAAAGUGACACGAUUCGACGGAGGGAGGCUGAAAGACCAAAUAGGAGAGAGAGUGAGAGAGCGGCCGCGGGCAAAAAUACAAAUAUCCGACGACAGGGUAGAUAGUCAAUUCAACAAACAACAGCCGAUAGAAUGGUGCUGGUACUGAACGGCGUCCUACAAGACGAGUGUCCGAUGGAUACGCACUCGCUGUUCGUGCAGCAUCCGGUAUACCGGGAUACGGCCACACAGUUCCUGUCGAUUCCUACGAAAACGGUUGGAGCCCCUGGGCUGCUGUACGUCUGUCAGCGGGAAAUGGCCGCCGUUGCUCCACACGACAAAAAUGUAAACAUAAUCGGAUCGGACGAUGCGACAACCUGUGUUAUCGUGGUGGUGCGGCAUUCAGGAUCUGGUGCGGUAGCCCUCGCCCAUUUGGAUGGAAACGGUACCGACGAAGCUGUAUCGACAAUGGUUGCCCGGGUUCAGGAAUUGGCCUUUGGUUACCCGGAAGGCCGCAUUGAACUGCAGCUGAUAGGUGGCUUCAAAGAUCACCAGGGCUACGCGGAGGAUCUGUUCAGCAACAUUAUGCAAUCCUUCCACAAGCACCCGUUGGAGAUCGACCUAACGCAGGCCUGCGUCGGAGAGCUGAACACCAUCCUACGGGGAGACAUCAACUGGCCCAUCAUCUACGGAGUGGGUGUUAAUGUGAAAACCGGGGAAAUAUUUCCCGCAACAUUACCGGAAAAGGGUCCCGAUCUUCAUCUGCGUAUGGCGCGGCAUUUCACUGGUGGCCAUCAGGUGCUAGAUAUUUACGAUUCCACCGUCGGAAUGCUCCGAAUUGGUCCGUUCAACUACGAUCCACUACGGGGCGUAGAUCUGUGGUUGUCGCAGAGUGACGAAUUCAUUUUACAACAUUUAUCCACCAGUCCCGACGUGGAGCCACCCCAUUUCGCUAUGCAAGUCCGUGCCACACUUAGAUACAUCCAAGAUAACCAAUUUCCAGCGGUAACGGUGUUCCGAAACAACAAUCCGCAUUAUUUCCGGCGGGAUGAAGCGACUGGUUGCUGGGCACCGGUGCGUUUCUAGAACUCAAGCGACAGCAGCGGAAAACGUUUCCUCGUAACAAGCUCCACUCUAUGAUUUAUUUAACCGACGUAGGAUUAUUUUUUACUGUUUUAACCACCACAGGAAUUGCACCUGGUUUCUUUAGUAGCCUCCUUAGAUUCACUUUGUUUCCUUCAAACUAAUUUAUAGGUUAUGCUGUUAUAUGACUGUAGACAUUAAUCUGUUUUGGAUCAUUUCACUAUCUCCUGGGCGAAUCUGUUGACCGACCCCACUGGCGAAGCUAGCAAUCUGUGGUAGAAAAUUAAGAUUUCAAAUGGAUAAAAGCAAACCGAUUGGUACGAAUUAUUGUUCAAAAUUUAGUUUUAUGCUCGUUAAAAAAUAAACCGUCGUAGAAAUUGA
Molecule: messenger RNA, 2883 nt
Organism: Topomyia yanbarensis
Lineage: Eukaryota; Metazoa; Arthropoda; Insecta; Diptera; Culicidae
Gene: Ntan1
Product: protein N-terminal asparagine amidohydrolase
Exons: 8
Coding region: 1573-2505 (310 amino acids)
Biological process (GO): ubiquitin-dependent protein catabolic process
Cellular component (GO): nucleus
Molecular function (GO): protein-N-terminal asparagine amidohydrolase activity
Source: RefSeq, a predicted model, not a curated record